UGCGUACCUUUUACAUUCCAGGGGCAGGUUUCUUCAGUACUACUGCGUGCUCUCCUCCACUCAGGCACAAUGAUGAGCAGUGCAGCAGCUACAAGCAAUAUCCAGGAGCUUCUCGAGCUGGAAAAGGAGAUAAGAAGCAAAAUACCGUCCCUUGAUCGAGAUGCCAAGGUCAACCUUCUCAAGUAUCUCCAAGUCCAACGGGUACAAGAGUACCAAGUGGAGUAUGACCGCUUGUACUUCACGCUUAGCCGAGGGGGAAACCUUGAAGGCCUGCGGAGGAAAAACAUGGCCGCGGCUCGAUUGAAGCCCGUGGAACAGCCGAAGAAAUUGGGCCUCCAGGAAUACCUUGCGGAUGCCCAGGAGGCGCAACCGCAUCUGGACAAGCUAAUUGAGGACGUGGUUGCGACUUGCGAUGGUUGCGAGGGUCGAUUUGUUGGCACCAAGUCACCGGAUAGUGUCAUGCGCAAGGCGGAAAGAUUCAACGGGAACGUGGGGAAAAUUGCCGACAUGGCCCGUGCUGCUGUUGUCUGCGGAACACCCGAAGAUCUGGAACGAGCCUACACGGUCAUCAUGGCCCGCCUCAAUCCGCAAGAUGUUCUGAGGGUGAAGAACGGCUUCAGCUCCGACUGGAUGCCUAGCGGCUAUCGGGAUGUGAAAGUGAACCCCGUUGUCUGUGGUCAUCUUUGUGAGAUCCAGUUGCACCUUCGCGAGUUCUUCGAACUGAAGGAUGGCCAACACACGGUGUACGAAUGGGCGCGGGAGCUACGAGUAACUACCGAGACCGAUCCUAGAUACUUGUUCGACGAUCUUUCCAGCGAAACCCUCGAGGAAAUGAUCAGGCUGGCUGAGGUGAAUUGGGCGGGAGCCGAGCACGUCCUCCCAUCCCUGCAGCUCUACAUGGGAAAAUAUGUCGAGGCAGAGGAGGCCUUCAGAAAGCUACUCGCCGGAGCGGAAGAACAGAUGCAAGGAGCGGAGGCCAACAGCGAGGAAUGGAGGAACUCGUUGCUGAAUGAAGCUCAAGCAAGCGCCAAUCUCGGACUCGCUUCACAGCUGCAGGGCCAGUAUUCGAAGGCAGCUCCACUGCUCCAGCGUUCCUUGAAGAUCAGGGAGGAUAUUCUCGGCAAAGAUCAUCCGAAUGUGGCACGAUCGCUACAGGACUACGCAGAUCUCUUGACAGAGCAGGGCAAGUUUGACGAAGCGAUGCCGUUGUUUACAAAGUCGAUGGCAAUCCGCGAAAAGGCACUCGGCCCUGGCCACCCUGAAGUGGGGGCAUCGCUCAUCAGUACGGCGCUCUUGCUUGAUAGCCAGGCUGAGUACGAGAAAGCCUAUGCGCUCCACCGGAAAGCAGUGGACAUUUUCGAAAAUGUUCUCAGCGCAGACCAUCCCUUCGUCGCUGUGGCGCACAUCAACUGCGCGGUGGCGCUUGACAAUCAGGGUAAGUACGAGGAAGCUGACGCCUUGCUUGCUUGCGCGCAAGGCGCUUUGCGAGCUGCUCAUGGGUCCGAACACCCGAUGCUGGUACGCACGGAGAACAUCAGGGCGAGGUUCUUGGCGCGACAGGGCAAGUACGACGAGGCUGAGCAGGUGUAUCGGGAAACGGUGGCGAAGAUGGAGAGUGUCCUCGGGUGUGACCACCCCACUGUGGCGAAAGCCCUCGCGGGUUGGGCGGCAGUAUGUUCGAUCCAGGGAAAGUACGAAGAAGCCGACGGCAUACUGCAGAAGGCGCUGGAGAUAUUCGAGAUGCGUGUCAGCAACAAACACCCGAGUUUCGCUGCUAUUCUCCACAACGUCGCCGAAGUACACGAGCAGCAGGACAACUUCGCGGAAGCUGGGCGUGUUUAUGAGCGGGCGCAAGCCAUCAUGAGUGCUACACUAGGGGAGAGCCACCCUUCGUUUGCACGGACACUCAACAAUCGAGCGAAGUUGCUUCAAAAGCAGGGUCACUACACCGAAGCGAAAAAAUUAAUUCUGAAGUCCGUGGAGAUUUUGGAAGGAGCUCUCGGGCCAAGUCACCCAGAGGUUGCUGAAGGACUCGACAAUCUUGCUGGUGUACUAGGACGCCAGGCAAAUUCUCUGUACCGGCGGGCUCUCCCGAUGCUUGAGAAGGCUUACGGGCCGGACCACGAAAAAGUGACUGCCGCGCUCAACAACUGGGCCUGGCUGCUGACACAGCAGGGUUCAAGCCUGCGUUUGGGAGGGGGGUAG
Messenger RNA from Ectocarpus sp. CCAP 1310/34, 2205 nucleotides. NCBI's taxonomy places the organism in Eukaryota, Phaeophyceae, Ectocarpales, Ectocarpaceae. The record is from the annotation of a GenBank genome assembly.